AUGACUUCCAAGGACAAGACACUGAAGUGUAUUUUUCCAUUUGUCACACCCACUCUGGUUGUAUUUGUUAUCCUAAUGCCAGCUCCGUGCAGUGCCAUCAAGGUGAACUGCUCUCAGCCCAACCAGCUGGCCCUGCUGGAGGCGCUGACUCCAAUCUUUAGCCUGAGCGCCAUACGACCCGUCACGAACAUGACAACCCGCACCAACAUCAACACCUCCUUCAUCCUGUAUGGAAUACUAGGAGUGGAUGAAAAGGCUCAACUCUUGACCACGUACCUUUGGCUCCACUAUUGUUGGAUGAACGAGCUUGUCAGCUGGGAUCCAGUCGAGUGUGGCACCCACAAGAUCAUUCUGCCCAGAAACAAAUUUUGGAUGCCAGAUAUUGUCAUCAAUGAAUUCAUGGAUGAAAACACAGCACCUCAUGUCCCGUAUGUGAAUCUGUACAGCAAUGGACGGGUGCGCGAUGCUUAUCCGGCCAAAGUUGUCAGCUCCUGUAAUCUCGAUAUCUACAACUUCCCCUUCGACAUACAGAACUGCUCUUUGACAUUCAACUCCUACAUCCACAAUGGGAAAGACAUAAAUAUUUUCCUGAGCAAAUCUGUGGAUCACAUCACAGAGCACUCCAAGCAGGUCAUGACCACAAUGGGGGAAUGGGAGCUGCUGGACAUCACCUCCAACAACCGCAACCUAGACCUUGAUGAUGGCAAUUACAUUGACGAGCUCAUAUUUCAUAUCAGACUGAAGCGUCGGGCCACCCUGUACGUGGUGAACCUGCUGAUCCCCAGCUGCUUCCUCAUCACGGUCGACCUCUUCAGCUUCCUGCUCCCUCCUCAGACUGUGGACCGCUCCUCCUUCAAGAUGACCCUCAUCCUGGGCUACACCGUCUUCCUGCUCAUCAUGAACGACCUGCUGCCCAUCACAGGAAACUCCAUACCUCUCAUAAACGUCUUCUUCUCUCUCUGCCUGGCUCUGAUGGUGGCCAGUUUACUGGAGACUAUCCUCAUCACCAACCUGCUGUGUGGCUCUGCAAACUUCUCUCCAGUCCCUCGCUGGAUCCAAGUGCUAGUCCUUCAAAUUCCGGGCUGUCUUGUUCCCCUGUCACAGAAGGCUAAAGAUUCAGCCGAGUGCAGUUCCUCUAUGAUGAACUGCUCUCAACCUGACACACUGUCCCUGCUGGAGGCUUUCAAACCAGUCUUCAAACUGAGCGCCAUUCGACCCGUCAUGGACAUAUCAACCAUCACUAAUGUCAACAUUUCCUUCACCCUGUUUGACGUGUUCCUGUGUCUGUGCUUGGCUCUGAUGGUGGCCAGUCUGCUGGAGACUAUCCUCAUCACCAACCUGCUGUGCGGCUCCACUCAUUAUUCUGCAGUUCCUCACUGGAUCAGAGUACUUGUUCUCCAUAUCCUGGGCCGACUGGUGCGGCUUCCUCCAAAGUCCAGAGAUCUACAAGAUGUCACAGUCAUGCAAAACCCUGCAGCACAUGAAAUGAAAGUUUCCUCUGUGGUAGAAGAGGACAUUGAUGCUCCAGAGCAGAAAGGACCUCUGAAUGAGGACAAGGCCUUAGACGAGCUGAGGAGUCUGGGUAAGGAGCUCCAGGGUCUCCGCCUCCGGGUGGAGCAGCAUCUGGUUGGGAACCAGAGUUCGGAAGAGUGGAUCCAGGUGGGUUGCAUCAUAGAACGCCUCCUGUGCGGCCUCUACAUCCUCUUCAUAUCAUUCAGCUUCAUUACCAUCACCAUCAUCUGGGUGCGGUCCUACAACACCUGA
This is a messenger RNA of Paralichthys olivaceus (Japanese flounder), 1764 nucleotides long. The record is from RefSeq and is a predicted model, not a curated record. Lineage: Eukaryota; Metazoa; Chordata; Actinopteri; Pleuronectiformes; Paralichthyidae.